Porites lobata is the source of this 7309-nucleotide messenger RNA. The record is from the annotation of a GenBank genome assembly. Lineage: Eukaryota; Metazoa; Cnidaria; Anthozoa; Scleractinia; Poritidae.
GUUUGAUCACAUAAGCCAGCAGUCCGGUGACAACAACUUCAUUUUAUCAGGCCCAUUGUACACAAAAGCAGCUACGCGCUAAACAUGCUAAAGCCCUAAUUGAAGUUUAUAGGUAAGAAUUGCUCUUGUUUUCUUAUAAUAAGCCUAAAUACCUAGUUCUUUAAAUAUUAUCGGAUUUCCAGUUUGGUUAAAAUGAAAAGUGGAUUUUCAUUUGCUUUUAUAAUUCACCGUCUAGAGUGCCAGUUCACGGUUCCAUUGCAUUUUUCUCCCGAUUAAUCAAUUUGAAAUGCGGAAAACGUCCAUUUAACGUUGCCGUUGUGCCCUACGAAAAUCUGAAUUACCCUUUUUUCUGUCUUAAACUCUAAGUGGAUGACAAAGAAGUAAAGCUUAAGAAAAUAUUUUCAAUAUUAAGCUUUUACUGCUGUAUUUCUUAGAGUAUGGCCAGUAAAAUAAAGCUCUAAGCUGCUAUCGUGACAAACUGAAAAGUGGUUCAGAUUCGUAUCGCACUAGGUAAAUAAUGGCACGAGUAAAAAACGUAUUCCUUGGACAGAAUUUUCCUUUCAACACACGUUGGGUUAGAAACGAUCACCAUGAGGUUUCGUUUUAUCAAACGUGAUUAUUUUUAGUUGCUCAAACGAACCAAUUCAUUUUAUUUACUCUACAAUUCUCAGUGUGGGAGCCGAUAUGUCCUUUUUGAUUCUCAGUGCUUUGUGAUCAGAACUUACUUUUUUCAUUAAUUAACUUAACUCUUAAGCAAAAAUAUACAAUUUUGAAGGACAAAGUUUUUCGUGUGAUCGUGAAUAAAAACAGAGGUAGUGUUGAAAAGACCUUCUUAAAAGCGGCAAAAAUGUACAUAAACAAAAUUUGGGGAAAAUCCAUAAUUAUCACCAUUUCUAUUAACGGAUACAUUAGGCACGGCCGUAUCAUUGAGUGACGGUGGGAAAACGUAAUUAAAGCUUCUGUGGAGUUUUUCCUGUUAGUAGAGAUUUCAUGUUAAUUGUUUCCGUGAAAGGGAAAUUUAAUUGGAGCAAAUAUACACCGCCAUAGAUAGCGGAUGGUGUCUUGAAAAAUAAAUAACGGUUAUCAACUCGCUUUAGUGCAUUAGGUUAUCAAAUACCGUCUGCGAGAAAAAAAAAUGAUCAAACGAUAUGCCAUAUUAUGACGGGUAAAAACACAAAAACAAACCGUUUGAUCCAAUAUUGCUAAAACUUCGGAAAAAUAAAUUUAUAGUUAUUUUAUAGUACUUGAUCAAAAGCCAUGAAUAUCCUUGUACUUUACAGGUCCCGCAUUCAUUUUUUUUUGGGUGACUGGAGUGAUGAAAGGUUUGUGUCGGUGCCAAAACUGGAUAUUGGUACUGAAUAAAUAACAUAAUCAACUGGUGUAGCAAUCUGACAACAGAUAAUCCUGAAGGCGUUAGGAAUAAACGCUUCAUGAAAAGCAAGUGAAUAUCCACACUAUAACAAUGUCGGUUUUUCUUACUGUGAAUCCGGCUUUUCCAAACAUCGUCACUUGAAAAAUAAUGAUUAAAUCAAGACCUUUCCUUGGAAAGAGAAGUCACAACAGCUGACAAUAUCAUAAAAGGUAUAUUGUAUGCGAUUAGUCGAUGACAUAUAAUAUGGUAAAUGGUUUGCAUUUGGAAAAGGUUAUCACAGACCAACUUCACUGAUUUUUAUUUAUUAGCUUAAACCCUCCUUGAUUUUCUUUAUUUGUAUUUGGUAUCUUACAAACACACAGCUUUCGAAUAUCUGUAUUUGCCUAUCUUAAACUAUGAAGCACUUCAACUCCAGAAUGAAUAUUCCAGGGCGUUAAGAUCAGCCAUUGAAAUACUUAUCGUCAUUGUUAUAUUUUUCCUUUAACGACGGAUGAAACAGGUGCCUAAGUCUUUCCUAGAUAUAACAUAAUAUUCUUUAUGUGCACAUUUCCUCCUCGUCCACACGUAUCUGGAUAUUUUUUAAUGAGGAGAUUUGUUUUUCAUUCGUUUUUUGAAAUUAAAAAAAAAACAAACAAAUAAAGAAAAAAAAACUAGUAAACACGUAGCGAGUUUCUCCCAUCUACACUAAAAUGUUGAAUGUAGAGCAUGGGCCGUAUGAUGUAGGACAUCAUCGUACAUUAUUCAAAUUUCAUUCGUAUUUCGUCACUCGACACGAAAACGAUAAGCCGGCGUUUUCAAACUGUCCCCACCGGGUAGUGUUUUGCGAAAACCUCUGGUUUUUUUGCCCGAAAUAUCCGUUUUAGUUUACUUGUGGACGGAAGACAGAGACGGAGGCAAAACUCCGUUACAAAAAUACCUGGAUAUGCGUCGACGGGGACUUAGCCUCAUAUUCAGGAGAAGUCAAAUUGCAAUGCCCUUUGUCUUUGGCACGAGCUAGCUACACGUGCCUCCGGACACACGUGCCGUUCAAUGACUCGACAAGUUGGACUGAUCAGUGCUUUGGCAAAACGGAAGGUACAACCGCGCUAUAAAAAAACCUUUGUACUGAGGUGUUCUUUUUUAAAUAAUGCGCUGAUUGUACAAAUGGCCGGAAGAAAUUGCUAAAUCGAACCGGUGUUGCUCGUGACAAGAAAGUUAGACGAUGGAUAAGAGUCUAUAAGAGUCUUGAUUUUUCCAUUGAUACUGAGGCACUUCCUAAGCGAAUACGAAAAUCCCGGAGGAAAGGGGGGGGGGGGACUCGACCAAUAUUUGGGUAUAGGUGAGCCCAGGAGUGAGCCUGACCCUGUUUAGGACAAAAAAAAUCAUAAAAUACAUACCCUGUUUAAGACAACACCCUCAAUUUUAUUAUCCUGUUUAGGACAAAGGACAAUACCACGCCGUCUUGUUUUAAAGCCAUUUAUUAACAAUUGCAAAAGAGCAAAUUCACGUUAUAGUAAUUGCUUUUGUAUACAAAAUUCAUCUCGGAAAUCAAAUAUACCCUGUUUAGGGACAGAGAGGUCAAAACCCAUACCCUUUCAUAUAAGGGAUUACCCCCCGGAUCUCAAUGGAUGAAAAAAGUCAGAGAGAGCAAGAGAAAAUUAAAAAUGCAUUGUAAAAGCGUUGCAUAGUGGUAUCCUUUGGAAAAAAAAAUCAGUAUGUUAAGACCUAGGGAAAUUAAUUGAAUGCUUUAAUUAAUGGAUAGAGAUAUUUAUUCUUCGGAUGGCGCGCUUUUGAACGACCAGCUCCAGGUAAACCAUGCAGAUCCGUUUUCAUGAACUGUAAGAAACAGGUACACCGUGUUUACAAUAACAUCGACGUACCAAUUUUUUUAAAAAAACAAAUAAAAUCAUAAUGAAGAAACUAGUGGGGAAUGGGAUAAGGAGGAGCAGGCACCAGAUUUUGUUACGUUGUUCUUUUUUACCUUUUCUGACUUUCGUCGCUGUGUGCUGUAGCGAAAAAUACAAUGCAAAUUAUAUGUUAAUUAACCUUCGAUCAAUUUUAUUAAAAAACAAACAAACAAAUGACAAAAAUAAAACUCGGUUAUAGGUUUCGUCCAGAUCGUUAUUAAAUUUAUCCGAAACUUAACCAAAAUUGAUGGAAAAGUUAAACUGUUGUUCCUCUCAAGGGUACUAAGCAAAGAGGCUGUUGGUUUUUAAAUAAGGGAUUUUGUCAUUUGCCCGGCCAGGCCGUAAACAUUAAAUUAGUAACCUGCUUCUCAAGUUUUUUACAAACGAAUUUUGUUGAACAUUUAAUCAGCGUUUGGUGUGUUUUACAAAUGUAGAGAUCGUAGAAUUUUUCUAUCGUUUAUAUUUAUAGUUCUAUCAAGAACUUUCUUUCGCACACGCGAUCGGUAAUUUUUAUAAUAAUUCACGAGUCACGUUUCCUGUUUAUAUGAACGUUUUGUUUUAUUAUACACUAUUUUUAUCAUGAUCGAUGCCUACUGGAAAUUAAUACUUAAAACUAAUAAAGAAUAGAAACGAACCCCCCCUAAGGGGAACUCAACUAGGAAAUUAAGUCAUGAAAACGAACGAUCAAUACAACAACACAAUAAUUUGUUGUCGGAUAUGUCACUGCGGGGUCGGAGCGGCCUUUUACCCAAAUGGCUCAAUUCAAUGUUGAAUAACACGUAUCUCAAUUCAGUUGACAAAUUAUUACUUGCUGGGGAGAGUUUCAAGGAUUUUCUCCGAAACGAUUAUUGUUUGCCAUACUUUCUUCUCUAUAGGCGUAAGGUUGCCCUGUUUGCGAGAAAUUGACAUGGUUUUAAUUUGCGAUGGAACUGUACGGAAGUGUGGGGAAUCUGUGAGGUCAGCUAAAACGGCUGCCAUCUUGACCUUAUCUUGCAUUUAACUGAAAAUUCAUAUUCAGAAAAAACUCAAGUUUUGUUUAAUUCAUGGUAAAUGACUGCUUUUUAUGCUGUAAUUUAUUGAUGACAACCCUAUGCUGCACCUUCUUGAGUUAAGAAAAUUAAGAAGAGUUCUUCAAUAUCAUAUAAAUGUUAAGGGAUAUGGCAGUGCUCGGGAUCUGAAACGUCAAUCAAAACGGCCGCCAGCUUGGCGUCAACUUACAUUCAGCUGAAAAUUCAAGUCUAAACAAAUGGUAGAAAACUAAAAUAAAGAAACAGGUUGUUCCUUUCUGUGACAUUAUAUUUUAUAAUUACGUUUUGGUUGACGUCAUAGAUCCCUCACACUGCCAUGCUUCGUAAUAUUUAUGUAAUCUUGGUGGACACUUUUUUAAUAUUAUUUCCAAAUAUCAUGCCGCAACAAAAACUUUACCUUAGAGGGAGGUGGAGGAGGUCGUAAAAUUUUUUCUGUUUCUCACGCAGACCACCUCAGAUGAACCAAUACGAUGGAAAGGCAGCCGAAGUCUGAAAAUGGAACGAAAGAAAAUUUCAACUCAACGAUCUUCGACGGUGAAGCGACAAAAGAAACUCAUUGGGCUGCCAUGCCAGUUUUCAUCGCCGUGUUUCUCAUUGUCCUCGUUUUGAUGACAACAACUGGCAACCUUGUGGUCUGUCGUCUUUUCUGGGUUUGUCGACGCAUGCGUAUACCGUCCUUCUAUUUUGUUGUCAGCAUGUCGUUUUCUGAUUUCCUUAUGGGAGUAUUGGUCAUCCCAAUGGGCCUAGCAUAUCACAUGACCUUCCAAACAACAGGUAACAAAUAUGAUCGCCUCUAAAAGCUUGGCCGUCGUGAGGGACAGGGAUUCCCAACCAAAAUGUUUUUAUUCGAUUUUCUUUCCUUCUCUUAAGAAAUAUUUUUGUAUUCCUUGGAAACUCUCUCCUCCACAGAGGCCUGUUUGUUUGGUAGGGAGGCUGGGGAGAAAGAAAAAGAAAGCGCGCUAGAGGCGAUGGGAAGAGCAAAGAAAGGGACGGGGCUUUUUCCCUCUUCCCAUCGCCCCUCGCGCGCCUUCUGCUUUUCGAUCAUUGCUAUUUUUAUUGGGAUACCCAACGGGAGCCUCUGCGAAGGAGAGAGCUUACAAACGAUCAAGAAAAACUUGUUUACACGAUGGUUCCACGGUUACGACUCUUGUCGCAAUAUGCAAUACACGUUUCUGCCAUUUUCAUCCUUUUUUCUUCACAAAACAUGCAAAAUGCAGCAAAAUACAUAAUUAUAUUUCGUGGUUACGGUGGCUGAACAUAGUUUUUCUAGAAUUGCUUUUAAUAUCCCCCUAUCCCGAGGAGAUAUGCGGCCAAUAAGCUUUUUAAGAUAAUACAGGUGGUACUGAGAAAUAGAAAAAUGCCCAGAAGUUGUCAGUAAAUUGCAUUCUGUUUUGGUCGCCUCUUACAUAUCAGGUGAUUUUAUCGCGCACAUAGGUGCUGAGCAUGCGUACUAAGGGAGCAACCUGGAUUGUUGACUUUCUUAGGCCAUAUAAACAAACGGCAGUAUCUUAAAAUCUACUCAUUAAAAUUUGACGAAAUUUGGCAAAAGUCCUGUUCAUAUCCUUCUUCAGUCAAUGAAGAACUAAUUUUGAACAAAGAAGUUUUCUGAUACAAACAAGUUUCUCAUGAAAGCUAUUUUAUUAAAAAAGUUCAAAAACUGAUUGUUACAAUUUGGUAAAUUUGUUUUUAAAACGUGUUGGGUUCUUAUUGUUAGAUGUGUGCCAAUUCAUAAGAAAAUCUAAUGACCGGACUUUUGGGUAAAACUAACGACUGAUUUAUUUGAGGCCAAUAUUUCAGCUAACAAAAUUAGCCUUCCACAGUGCCAGAGUUACACUGAAAAAGAAUACUAUAACGGCACCAAAAAUUUGAAUUUAAAUUUACGUGAAAGGUUAAUGAUAAACUAAAAAUGAGAACAAUAGAUAGCUUGAUGGAUAGGUAAAAAAAUAUACAAUGAAGUGAUUGAUAGGUUCAGCCCUUUAUCGUAUUGCCAGCCUUGCAUUCAGUUUUGCUUUAAUUCCCACUUCAAGUGACUUCUACCAUUAGAGAUCCGGCAAGAAAGAACCAGUCGGUUAUAUUUACGCAUGGAGUGGGCCUCUGCAUUCAAGGGUUUUUAUACACAUUUUUGAUGGCUACCAUUUUGGCUGCGUCAAUGGCGGGGGUUCGAGUUAAAUUUUACUUCCGUGGUUCAAACCUUUUAGAAAGGGUUUCAGGACUCACAGCCCGGUGUACAUUUAACAAUAAAUCUGAUUAGACUAUCGUAAAAAUAAUAAGCUUGACCAAUUCUUUUUUUAACUAUUUUUGUAGGUCGAUGGAUUUUUGGCAGUUUCUUCUGUAACCUCUGGUUGUUCCUAAACUUUCUUUUGUGCAGCGCCUCCAUUUUUAACCUGUGCGUGGUCAGCGGUGACCGUUAUAUUGCUGUGACGUCACCACUGAAGUACAUGUCACGCAUGAACGAGCGCAGAGUUAAGCAAAUCAUUGGGAUCGCUUGGUGCGCGGCAUUGAUUUUGGCCAGCUUUAUAAUUUAUGGUACGAACGCUUCCAAAAACAACAGCAAAAAUUGUUCGAUUUGGGGUUUACAUUACGAGUACUCUAUCGCUCUGCUCGUAGCAGGAUAUGCCCUGCCAGUGUCUUUCCUUGUUUUUGCGAAUGGCAAAGUCUUGUUCAUUGCUCGUACUCAUCUCAACAAAAUUCAUGCUCAAGAGUUUUCGCUUAGUACACUGUCAGAAGGCCCUGUUGCAAGUUGUGGACCAGCAACGAGAAGCAAACAAAUGCCCUCAAAGACAAGAAUAAGACGGGAGAUAAGGAUCUUUAAAACGUUUCUUAUUGUGACAUGCGCAUUCCUCAUUUCUUGGACUCCUUUUGUCGUCAUCCUUUUAAUCGACUCUAUGUUCAACGUACCCGAACUUAUCAGGCAUUCAUCGAUCAUUCUGUUGUAUUGUAAUAGUGCCCUAAAUCCUUUCAUAUAUGGAUUCUAUAACGCAGAAUUCAGGAAAGCACUGUCUGAAAGUUUAGGUUGUAAAUGA